Molecule: messenger RNA, 5615 nt
Organism: Penaeus chinensis
Lineage: Eukaryota; Metazoa; Arthropoda; Malacostraca; Decapoda; Penaeidae
Exons: 2
Coding region: 559-2454 (631 amino acids)
Source: RefSeq, a predicted model, not a curated record
UGGGAGCCAUUUUGUUACUCAGAGAAGACGAGUGUGAUGUCUGAGUUUAACGGAAACAACUGGGAUAAAAAUGGAUGUUAAUGAAUUGCAUGUAAAGAGAAGAAAUCAAGAUGUAUCCAAGAUGUAGUUAAGUGCCAAAAAAAUCCCCCAAGCGUUUCCCGUGAAAUCCACCGGUUCUUGGCUCUCUACAACUUCGCUCAUCUGUAAAACUCCGUCAAUAUCUGUAUGGAGAGCAACAUAUUUUCUGCAUCUGCUAGAUUCAAGACCUCCUUUAUGCAGCAGUUACGUAACUUAGUGGGCAUGCUCAUGAGAAUUGGAUUCACAUCUAUCAACCCAUCUUGCAAGAUAAUUCAAGGUUAAGAAGGAUAGAAGGUGUGAAUGUUCGUGAGAAUCCAAAGGCAAGAGGAAAACCUAUGAAAUCAGUGGAUGAUUUCUGCUCUUUAAAGAAGCUCUUCAUUUCAACAGGAGUCACCAAAGGCUAGUGAACUUUUGACUAAUAGGUACAAAUUUUGUGUUUUAAGUUCCAUAUAGGUCAGUAGCCAGAUAAUAGUUGCAAUAAUGAGUGCUACUGAGGAAGCUGUAGGUGACCUACCUCAGGUGACUGGGGCCAAUGAGGUAAUGAACGGUACUAGUAAAAAGGUUUUAACAGAAAAAGGACAUGAGUAUCAAAUAACACAGCAUAUAAAGAGGUUAUCAUCUGCUAGGCUAGCAUGGAGAAAGGUAUUAUCAGAGAUAUUACCAAGUCUUGAUAGUGUAGUAUGCUUGGAUCAACUUAAUGUUCAUAAAAAGGCAGAAGAGUCACAGUUUAAAGAAGUUGUAAAUGCCUUUAACUUAUUAAUGGAAGUAGUUCCAAGUUCUCAGGAUGAAUUGUUACAGGAGUUAAAAUUUGAGACUGAGGAGCACAAUAAUUGUAUGCAAAAAACUGAGAGUAAAAUGUAUGAGUUAAAACAAAAAACAAAUAGUAGAUCAUCAAAGCACUCCCAUUCUACAAAAAUAUCUAAGCAAAAUGUUACACAGAAUGAAAAGUUACAAGCAGAAUUAGCUAAGCUACAAAUUGAGCUCCAGCUUCAUGAAAGGGAAACAAAGUAUCAAAUGAUCUUGAGAAAAGAACAGAGGAUCUUGAAAGAAAAAGAAUAUGAGUACAAAAAGUUUCUUGUUAUGAGAAAUAGGCUUGCAUCUCAAGAACAAACAAAGAAAGCCAUUCUAGAAGAAAUUCAGUUAGAGUUGUCUAAAGAUUUAGAUGAUAGCAAAGAACUUCAUUUUCACAAACAUUUUGAAUCUAUUGAUAAAUUUACAGAGAUUGAGAAAGUAAAUCCAAAUUUACCAAAACAAGAAAUGGCUACUAAGGAUGUAUCAGGUAUGGGUGAAUUAGAGAUAGAGGUGUCCAAAUUAGAGAAUACUUUCUUAAAAGCAAGCCCAGAGCUUAAGCCACAAGCAAAGAGUUUUGAGCCAAAAAGAAAGUUUAAAGAUUUGAAUGCAUCAUUUGGGCAAGAUAGAUCAAGUCAAGUUAUAGACAUUAAUGUAUUUAAAGAUGUGGUAAACAUUUUAUCUAAAAGUAAAAGUGAACCAGAAAUUUUCAGUGGAGAUUUAUUGGAGUUUCCACCCUGGCUUCAAACCUUUGAGAUUCUUAUAGAGUCAAGAAUUACAGAACCUGCAGAGAAACUUUUCUAUCUAGGUCACUAUACUAGUGGGGAAGCUAAGGAUGCCAUUAGAGGACUUCUACAUGUCCCCAAAGAAGAAGCUUAUCUUGAGGCUAAAAGUAUAUUAAUGGAUAGGUUUGGUAACAAGUUUAUUGUGGCAAAUGCUUUUAGAAGGAAAUUGAGCGAAUGGCCAAAUAUUUCAAAUAGAGAUGGUCAUGCACUACAUAAAUUGUCAGACUUCUUAAAGAGUUGCUUAACAGUAAUGAAAACGACAGACUACCUUAAUAUUUUAAAUGAUCCUCAUGAAAAUAGCAAAAUGUUACAGAAGUUAUCCCCAGCUCUUAUAGAUAGAUGGAAUUCAGUAGUUUAUAGAUGGUUUGCAAAUGAUGCAGGUUACCCUCCAUUUUCAGUUUUUUGUGAAUUUAUAGAAGUGGAGGCAAAGAAAGCAUGCCAUCCAAUUUCAUCAUAUAAUGCAGUAAUGGCAAUGAGUCAAAGUCAUAAUAUCAAUGUUUCAAUAAGUAGUAAGAAGGGUAAACCAGAAGUAAACAAAUGUGGGACAAAAAGGUUUGUGACUGACUCAACUGGUGUAAGAGAAACAGAGGUACAUAGAGAUGACAAGGGACAGAGUCCAGAGAAACCAUAUUGUAUCUUUUGCAAGGCUGAUCAUGAACUUGAUAAAUGUAAAGGGUUUAAUGGACUUGAUAAUAAGGCAAAAUUUGAAUAUGUCAAAAAAUUAUUUCUCUGUAGAGGUUGUUUAAAACAUGGCCAUGUUAUUGAAAAACUGCAAAAGAAAGAAUAUAUGCACAAUAUGUAAGAGACGUCAUCCAACAUCUCUUCAUGAGGCUAUACUUGAAAGAAUAAUAGAGAAGGAAGCCUUACUCAAAAGGUAUAUAGGAACAAGAAGCUGGAAAAACAGUAACAUUGUCAAAUGAAACUAAUAUAAUUGAAGACAUGGUAAACUCCAGCAAAAUUGAUGAGAAACUCAAGGAUAGUGCAGUUUCCAAUAAAAUAAAGAUAUUGAGAAAGUCAGAGGAUAUGAUGCAUUCCAUGUUAGUACCAGUAUGGAUACAUCAUGAAAGUAACAUACGUAAAAAGGUAUUGGUUUAUGCAUUAUUAGAUGAACAGUCAGAUGCAUGUUUUAUUGAUGAAUCCACCAUGAAUGACCUAAACAUCCUAGGCUCCAAGGUGCACCUGAAGUUAACAACAGUGACAGGUGAAGAUUCAGUUGAAAGAGUUCAUGAUUCCUCGAUGCUGCAAGCCUGACGAAUUUAGAAAGGUCAAAUCAAUUGAACUGCAUCAUUUCUCUGAUGCUAGCCAGAAUGGUUAUGGACAGUGCUCUUAUUUAAAGCAAGUAUAUGAGCAAGGACAAGUUCAUUGUGCAUUUGUUAUAUCAAAGUAUAGAGUGACGCCUAUAACUGUUCCUAGUUUAGAACUAACAGCUGCAGUCAUAGCCGUUCAAAUUAGUUCUAUGUUAAAGAGAGAGUUAGGUUACCAGGAACUAAAAGAAUACUUUUGGACUGGUAGCAAAGCAAUACUUUGCUACAUUUCAAACGAAGCAUAGAGAUUCCAUGUGUUUGUUGCUAACCGAGUGCAGCAUAUUAAAGACCACUCCUCUAUGGAACAAUGGAAAUUUAUUGAGUAUGAGUAUUAAGUAUGAGUCAGCUCAAAAUCCUGCUGAUGCUGCUUCGAAUGCAUUGUAUGUAAGGGAGCUGAUUGAACAUUCUCUGUGGUGGAAUGGACCAACUUCCUCUGGGAACCUGACUAUAAUGCUAACCUACCAUUUGUAGAUGUAAAUGUCCAAAAAAAAUGAUCGAGAAGUCAAGAAAAUUUCGUAAUAUAAGACCUCAACCAAAGAGAGCACUUCUAUUCUUCCAAGACUUGAAUAUUUUUCUGAUUGGCACAGGGCAAAGAAGGCUGUUGCAUUAUGUUUACGCCUUCAGUGUAGAUUCAAGAACCCCGGAAGAGCAACAGUCAAGGAAGAACUGACUGAAAACAAAGAAUCCAAAUACACGUCACCUAAUGUAACAGAACUUGUGGAAGCUGAAAAUGAAAUCAUAAGACAAGUCCAAAAUGAAGCUUUCCAAAAGGUGAAACAAGAUUUACAAUGUGCAAACAAUGACAAUGAAGAUACCAAAAGUAAAAGAAAUAAAACGCAAGUUGCAUUUACUCACUUGAUCCCUUCAUAGAUAAAAAUAACAUCCUAAGGGUAGGUGGCAGAAUGAGACAUGCAUAAUUUGCUGCAAGCAAUAAACAUCCAACAAUUCUGUCAAAGGACUCACAUAUAACAGAAAUGGUAGUGUGUCAUUACCUCCGGAAAGGUCAUCACCAAGGAAGAGGAAUAACAUUGAAUGAGUUAAGGGCAUCUGGUUAUUGAAUCAUUGGAGGUUCAUCAGUGGUAGGUAGACAUAUUUCAAGAUGUGUCAUAUCCCCCCACACCCUAUUUACAUACUGUGGGGUAGAUUACUAUGGACCAUUCUUUGUUAAAAAAGGUCGCAACGAGGUCAAGAGAUAUGGUGUUUUGUUUACUUAUAUGACUUCAAGAGCAAAUACGCUGGAGACUGAUUCAUUUCUCAAUGCAUAUCGGCGCUUCAUAGGAAGAUGUAGCCCAGUUCGUCAACUCAGAUCAGGGCACACAUUUUGUUGGAGCUAAAAAUGAACUUCAACAACGCUUGCAAGUAAUGGAUCAAGAAAAACUAAAAGGGGAGCUUUUAAAAGAGAACUGUGUCUGGAUUACAUUUGAAAUGAAUAUCCUUCACGCCAGGCAUAUGGGUGGAGUAUGGGAAAGACAGAUUCGAAAUGUGAGGAAUAUACUAACACCUUUGUUAUACCAUCAUGGCAGACAAUUAGAUGAUGAGUCACUCAGAACCUUUAUGGUUGAAGCAGAGACCAUCGUGAAUAGCCGACCCCUGGCAGUUGACAUCAGUUCUCCAUAUUCAUUAGAACCAUUGACACCAAAUCACUUGUUAACAAUGAAAUCAAAGGUUGUGCUACUGCCACCUGGAAACGUUCCAAUCUUCUGACCAGUAUCAAGAAAAAGAUGGCGAAGAGUUCAAUAUCUUACCAAUUAAUUUUGGAAUAGGUGGAAAAAAGAAUAUGCUCAAUUGCUUCAGUGCAGGAAAAAGUGGCCUUCAGUUAACAAAAAUGUUAAGGUAAAUGAUAUUGUCAUUGUGAAGGAACAAAAUUUGCCAAAGAACUCUUGGAAACUUGGUUGUGUAUCUGAGGUUAUGCCAAGCUAAGAUGGUUUUGUAAGAAACGCAAGGAUAACAAUGGCUGAUUCCUCACUUGACGCAAUCGGAAGACGAACGAAAGCAGUCGUUAACCUUGAAAGACCAAUCCACAAACUCAUAUUGUUAGUUGAAGAGCCUACUUAAAUAUCAAAAUUGUGUCAAAAAUUAUAGUUCCUCAGUAGUAUAGAUAUUAAUUUCACAUUCUGCUCAUUUAAGUACAAUGUAAUUAGAGUUUAAGGUAAAUUGUUGAUACAAUUUAGGGGAGCCAUGUUACUGCAGGAACAAAAUGUGUACUUAGUUAUAAACAAUCAAAGUUCCUAUGCUUUGUGAUAUUACUAACAUAAGAUAAGUAUGAAAUAGUAUACCCUCAUAUCGUUUUCUAAAGUGUAAAUCUAUAGGGAAUUUGCAUAACUAAUUUGCGUAAACAUUGGGAGCCAUUUUGUUACUCAGAGAAGCCAAGUCUGAGGUAAUAAAUCUGGCUAUAUCUAUGUAAUCUGAUUAUAUAUUUUAUAUUAGUAUAAGCAAAUGAUAUAUUGUGAUAUAUAAAGCCUUAAUUUAAUGAGAAUGUAAUAUGAUUAUUGAUAUAUAUUGUGUGAAAUAAAGGUUAUAUGUAAAGCAUGUAUUGGGUAAAGAUUUGUUAAUUUCAUUUUAACGGAAACCAUUAGGAUAAUAAUGGAUGUUGAUGAAUUGCAUGUAAAGAGAAGAAAUCAAGAUGUAUCCACGAUGCAUUAAAGUGCCACAAAAAUCC